AUGGAGAGGGAGAUGGAGAUAUUGGUUGCAUUUGAUCACAAAGUUACCUUUGUGGUUGGUGGGAAUAAUGAGACACACUGGUUAGCAUUGCUUGCUUUCAAAGCCAAGAUCAUUGAUGAUCCUCUCCUAGUUAUGAGCUCUUGGAAUGAUAGCAUCCACUUUUGUCAAUUGCGAGGGGUUACCUGUGGUCGUCGACAUCAUAGGGUCGUUGUGUUGGACCUGUCAUCUUUGAAACUGGUAGGCUUCAUAUCACCACAUGUUGGAGACAACCAAAUCCAAGGGCAUCUUCCAUCGGACAUAGGUAUCACUCUACCUAAUAUCGAAACAUUUCACAUUUACAUCAACCAAUUCACUGGGCCUAUCCCUAUUUCAAUAUAUAAUGCCUCAAAUCUAAAGACUCUUGAACUUUCCAAAAAUAAACUAAGUGGAAGAGUUCCUUCUUUGGAGAAGUUAUAUAGAGUUUCAGUGUUUGUCUUGGCUAAUAACAAGCUUGGAAAUGGAGGGGCAAACGACUUGAGUUUUCUUUGUUCAUUGACAAAUUCUACAUAUCGAACCCAUUUACAGAUAAGCCACAAUAACUUUGGGGGAGAGUUGCCCAAGUGCAUUGCCAAUUUCUCAACUACUCUCACACUUUUGAGUCUAGAAAAUAAUAAAAUAUCUGGAAACAUUCCUAAUGGUAUAGGAAAUUUGAUCAAUUUGGAGAAUCUAGAUACGUGGAAAAAUAAAUUAUUAGGUAAUAUUCCUUUUGAAAUCGGAAAACUUCGAAAGUUACAAAAUUUGGCUUUAUCUAAAAACAAUUUCUUUGGGAACAUUCCUUCCUCUCUUGGAAAUUUAACUCUUUUGAUAAGCUUGUAUUUAGAGGCUAAUAAUCUUCAAGGAAGCAUCCCUUUGAGUCUUGGAAAGUGUCAAAAUAUGAUUGUUUUGAAUCUUGCUAAUAAUAGUCUCAGUGGUACCAUAUCAUAUCAAGUCUUUAGUCUCUUAUUCUCACUAAUUUUUCUAGACUUGCCGGCCAACAAAUUUACUGGUGUCAUUCCUCUAGAAAUAGGAAAUUUCAUAAAUCUUCAAGAGUUGAAAAUUACUGAAAACAUGUUGUUUGGUGCAAUUCCUACGAGUAUUGGUAGUUGUGUAAAACUUGAAAUUCUUGCAAUGAGAAGCAACUUCUUUCAAAGGGCCAUUCCUUCAUCUUUGGAAUCAUUAAGGGGUCUUGAAGUACCAACAAAUGAAGCUUUCAAGAACACAAGUGCAACUGUGAUUAAGGGGAACGGUAAGCUUUGUGGAGGCAUGCCUAAUUUUCAUCUUCCUAUAUGUAAAUACAAUAAAUCCAAGAAGUGGAAGUUGACUCCUUCCUUGAAGCUAAUAAUCUCUAUAUUAUCUGGCCUUCUUAGAGUAACUUUGGUAAUCUUUGGAUCUGUGUAUAGAGGAAUUCUUGAUCAAGAUAGUCGUAAAGUUGCUAUCAAGGUACUCAACCUUUUGCACCAUGGAGCUUCCAAAAGUUUUAUUGCUGAAUGUGAGGCUUUGCAAAAUAUCAAACAUCGGAAUCUAGUAAAGGUACUCACAGCAUGUUCAGGUGUUGACUAUCAAGAUCAUGAUUUCAAAGCAUUGGUAUACGAGUUCAUGACUAACAGCAACCUAGAUGGGUGGUUGCAUCCAAUUUCAAGAAGAAAUGAGGUUCCUAAGGAAAAAAUGAAUUUGAAUCUUCUUCAACAAUUGAAUAUUGCUAUUGAUGUUGCACAUGCAUUGGAAUAUCUUCAUCAUCAUUGCCAUUCACCAAUUGUUCAUUGUGACCUCAAGCCUAGCAAUGUUCUUCUCGAUGACAAAAUGAUGGGACAUGUUGGUGACUUUGGCUUGGCAAGGUUCCUUUGGGAGGCUACCCAAGAGUUUUUCACUAAUCAAUCAAGCUCUAUCGGAUUAAGAGGAACAAUUGGUUAUGCUCCUCCUGAAUAUGGUAUGAGAAAUGAGGUAUCAGUUUAUGGUGAUGUCUACAGUUAUGGCAUACUAUUAUUGGAGAUGUUCACAAGAAGAAGGCCCACUAAUAACAUUUUCAAAGACAACUUGAACCUUCAUGAUUUCGUUACAGGAGAUUUGCUUGAACAAGUGAGUAACAUUGUGGAUCCUAUUAUUCUUUGGGAAAGUGAAGAUAUGGAAACAAGGAGAAAUGAUACUCACAUUCAAAAUCGGAUAGGAAGUCCCAAAAUUCUAGAGUGCUUGAUUUUGAUAUUUGGAAUUGGAGUUUCUUGUUCUAUGGAAUCUCCAAGAGAAAGGAUGAACAUUAGUGAUGUUGUAGCUCAAUUGCACUUGAUUAGAGAAAAGCUCCUCAGAACAAGAAUAUGCCGAGAAAGACUUCAACUUAUAGGUAAAUUGUUAAUGACACAGUACUUGUUGCUCUAA
This is a messenger RNA of Quercus lobata, 2388 nucleotides long. RefSeq names its product probable LRR receptor-like serine/threonine-protein kinase At3g47570. The transcript is spliced from 6 exons. Lineage: Eukaryota; Viridiplantae; Streptophyta; Magnoliopsida; Fagales; Fagaceae. Gene Ontology annotation, molecular function: protein kinase activity; protein binding; ATP binding. Bases 1 to 2388 code for a protein of 795 amino acids. Gene Ontology annotation, biological process: protein phosphorylation. The record is from RefSeq and is a predicted model, not a curated record.